AUGGCCAGAAGACCAGCGAGAUGCUACAGAUAUUGCAAGAACAAGCCCUACCCCAAGUCUCGAUUCAACCGUGGUGUACCUGACCCCAAGAUCCGUAUCUUCGAUCUGGGACGAAAGCGUGCCAAUGUCGACGAAUUUCCUCUCUGCGUGCACAUGGUUUCCAAUGAGUACGAACAAUUGAGUUCCGAAGCACUCGAAGCGGCCCGUAUCUGCGCCAACAAGUAUCUCGUCAAGAUUGCAGGCAAAGAAGGCUUCCAUCUCCGUGUCCGUGCCCAUCCCUACCACGUUGUCCGCAUCAACAAGAUGUUGUCCUGCGCCGGCGCCGAUAGACUUCAGACUGGAAUGAGAGGAGCUUGGGGCAAGCCCAACGGCACCGUCGCCCGUGUCAAUAUCGGUCAAAUUCUUCUGUCGGUCCGAACCCGAGACGCCCACCGUGCCACCGCUAUCGAGGCUCUACGACGCUCCAUGUACAAGUUCCCUGGUCGCCAAAAGAUCAUCGUCAGCAAGAACUGGGGUUUCACUCCCUUGAGACGUGAGGAGUACGUCAAGUUGAAGCAAGAGGGCCGUGUUUUGAUCGAUGGUGCAUAUGUCCAAUUCUUGAGGAACAAGGGCAAUAUUGAGCAGAACAUGAAACGAUUCCCCGGCGCGUACGAGGGCGGCAGCGAGAUCGCAGCAGAGGCAUAG
This is a messenger RNA of Fonsecaea monophora, 684 nucleotides long. RefSeq names its product 60S ribosomal protein L10-A. Gene Ontology annotation, molecular function: structural constituent of ribosome. The transcript is spliced from 3 exons. The record is from RefSeq and is a predicted model, not a curated record. The coding region runs from base 1 to 684 and encodes 227 amino acids. NCBI's taxonomy places the organism in Eukaryota, Fungi, Ascomycota, Eurotiomycetes, Chaetothyriales, Herpotrichiellaceae. Gene Ontology annotation, cellular component: ribosome; cytosolic large ribosomal subunit. Gene Ontology annotation, biological process: ribosomal large subunit assembly; translation.